This is a messenger RNA of Colletotrichum destructivum, 2333 nucleotides long. Its product is annotated as Putative cyclophilin-type peptidyl-prolyl cis-trans isomerase domain-containing protein. The transcript has a single exon. Bases 300 to 1937 code for a protein of 545 amino acids. The record is from RefSeq and is a predicted model, not a curated record. Lineage: Eukaryota; Fungi; Ascomycota; Sordariomycetes; Glomerellales; Glomerellaceae. Gene Ontology annotation, biological process: protein peptidyl-prolyl isomerization; protein folding. Gene Ontology annotation, molecular function: peptidyl-prolyl cis-trans isomerase activity. Gene Ontology annotation, cellular component: catalytic step 2 spliceosome.
AGUAUGUUGAGCCCAAUUACUUAUAGCUAUCGAGAGGUAUAUAAUUCGUUGCUGCUCAAGCAACCUAAAUGGGAGGCGAUCUGAAGAAGCUCCACGUGAUCUUAUCGAUAACAGAUCCGGUCUAAGCCGCCAACAAGCAAGAAGGUCACGCCCCAGAAACUUUCGAAUGUUGUAGCUGCAUCCACCCGCAUUCUCCACGGUUCGACGUCGUUUCUGUCAGCCUCAACCCUCCUUGUCCAUUUCCUCAAGUACCCAAGGCCUGACCUCGACAGGACUUUCUUUUGUCGCGGCCGGCCAAGAUGUCGGCCAUCUACAACCUUGAGCCGCAACCGACGGCGUCCGUCAUCCUUCACACCACCCUAGGUGACAUCUCCGUCGAACUGUUCGCGAAGCAAACGCCUCUCACCUGCCGCAACUUCCUUCAACUGGCACUCGACGGCUACUACGACAACACCAUCUUUCACAGACUUGUACCGGGCUUCAUCUUGCAGGGCGGCGACCCGACAGGAACCGGCAAUGGCGGCGAGUCGAUCUACGACGGAGGCGCGUUCGGCGGCGAGCUGGAUCCUUGGCCGAUGGACGAACGCCGUGGCCAUAACGCGGGCUCAACGGGCAUUGGCUUCAAGGACGAGUUCCACUCGCGAUUGAAGUGGAAUCGGCGUGGGCAACUGGGAAUGGCGAACGAGAGCAAACCCGAUACGAACGGCAGCCAGUUCUUUUUCACGCUCGACAAGGCCGACGAGCUGAACAACAAGAACACGCUGUUUGGGAGAGUGGCUGGCGACACGAUCUACAACCUGGCGAAGAUGGGCGAGGCCGAAGUCACCCCGGGCACCGACCGGCCGACGUACCCUGUCAAGAUCACGAGCAUCGAAAUUAUCGUCAACCCGUUCGACGAUAUGGUGAAGAGAUCGAGAGUUGCGGCCCAGGCCCCGAAGCCAGUCGUCGUCGAGAAGAAAAAGAAGAGGAAGGGCGGUAAGCAGCUGCUGAGCUUCGGAGACGACGAGGGUGACGGUGAGGAGAUGCCAGUCUUGAAGAAGAAAAAGUACGACACGAGAAUAGUGAUGGACGUCGACGAGGACGAGCCGGUUGAGAAAAAGCCGCCAAGGCCCAAGGCGAAAUCUAAGGCAGAGGUGGGCAAAAUCGAAGCCCCGAACCCCCCACGUCGAUCCGAAUCCGAGUCUGCCGAAGAGAAGAAGAUGGCACCAUCGAAGGAAGUGGCGCCACACGGGAGUAAGACCGACAUUCCUAUCCGGCUCCAAGACUCUCCCUCGCCCUCGCCCUCGCCCGAAAUCCGGAACACCAAGUCCGCUCUCGAAAAAACAAACGAAGAGAUUGCUGCACUCAAGGCCUCGAUGAAGCGGAGCUAUCAGCCCGAACCGGUCAAGGAGACGAAGAAGUCGGCACUUGAAAGCAUGAUUCCGGAAACAUCAAUUCGAGGCAGGAGGAGAAGGCCCGGCGGCAAAGCAAACACCAGCGACGAUCAACAGGCACUUGACUUUUUGAAGGCGUUCAAGUCAAAACUGGAGCAUGUUCCGGAGGAGAAAAGCAACGGACCUGGCUCCGUUGCCGAGGACGCCAUUGUCAGGGACAAAGCUGGGGACGAAGAGGCAGAACUCUGUGAUCUGCACUUUAUUGCCGAUUGCCAGAGUUGCAAGGCGUGGGACCAGGCUGCCAAGGAAGAUAGCGACGACGAAGGGUGGAUGUCACACGCGCUCAGCUUCAAAGCGGACAAGCUGGGCAAGGAUCUCAGUUAUCGCAAGAAGGCGGAGGAGGAGUUGGUUGUGAUUGAUCCUAGAGAAAAGGCGCGGACGCUACAGGAGGAGAAAAAGGCAUCGCGAGAGGCCCGGAGCGGAAACUCCGGGCGGGAAUGGGAUCAGGCACGAAACUCCAAGAUGGCGCGAGCUUCGGCUCUUGCGGGCAGAGGAGCCAGGUAGAGAGAAAGAGAGAGGGAGAGCAAUGGGUCAAUUGACAAGGAUGAAUGCGAGCCUGUAGGCAUGCGCAUAGCGGCAACAAGCCAAUGAUACCCCCUGAAACGGAUCGAAGAAUCGAAGAGUCGAAGAGGAUUUCCCCCUCAUAGAGUUUGAGGCCGCGUUAGUCAUUGGAAUCCCUUGAUGCUAUUCAGACAAUAUUGUAAUGGGGCCGUGCUGGACGGGCUGAGAUCGAAGAAUAAGCUUGUCAUCGGGGGGAAAUGACGUUGCGAGAAAGAAGCUCCCCACAGUCCCCACAUGCUUCAUCGAGAUGGCCCCGAGAGAGGACGGGUGUCACCGAGGAAGUAACGGCAGUGCGGCCGAAUCUAGACCCUUGUUUGAGUGUGCACCUAUAUUGUAGCU